Molecule: messenger RNA, 864 nt
Organism: Penicillium brevicompactum
Lineage: Eukaryota; Fungi; Ascomycota; Eurotiomycetes; Eurotiales; Aspergillaceae
Exons: 2
Coding region: 1-864 (287 amino acids)
Source: RefSeq, a predicted model, not a curated record
AUGGCACCCACGACCACGAUAUCUCGUAUCCUCGCGUUGUCCGCGGCUUUGGGCCAGACUGCGGCUACCUUCAGUCUCAACACUUCUGGUCCUAGUUGGGCCUAUACAACUAAGGACUUGGGAGACGAGACUUCUCAGACUUGUAAGGAUGCUUAUAGCGCCAAUAUCAAUUGCGAUGAAACCCUCGUCAAGCUUGUGGCGUCAAUGGAUCCAGACUUCGACCCGCAGCCUUCGGACUUGCAGGCUGUGUGCACCACUACAUGCAGUGAUUCCUUGUCGCAGUAUGUCAAAAACGUCAAUGCCGCAUGUGGCAAAGAUGGUGAUCUAGCCGGGAUUGCCAGUGGGAACAAGUAUGUUUAUGAGGCUCCCGUUGCCACCGUGGGAGAGGUUUUCCAGUACAAAUACGGCCAGGCUUGUGCUAAAAGCGGGUCUGACUACUGCUACCUGACAUAUCCCAGCAGUGAUGAUUGGGCCAAAACCGACUUCCCAUGCGACGACAAGUGUGCAAUUGAAUUUUUCCAGAAUGCACACGAGCUACCUGGCUCGGCAUAUUCCUUCAACUACUUUGCUCUCGGUAAUCAGUCAUCAUACUGGCUGGAAACCUAUGCCGGUGGUUGGGAAACUGUGGUUCAGUGCGGCGACGGUGCAAGCGAUGAAAGCUCUGCCAGCACGAGUGCAAGUGCGAAGACCGAUACUACUCACAUCUCAUCCUCUUCCAGCUUGACAAGCACCACAGCGGCUGGCUCUGUGACUCCAACGCCAUCCACAGCGACGGGAACCACUGCAUCAGUUCAGUCUACCUCUGUUCCUACUUCGACUACAGCCACCAGUGGCGCCUCCAGGCUCAGGGCUUCCUUUUUUUAA